CAUCCAUCCCUCCCUCCCUCCCUCCAAGCGCAGCGGAAGCCGGGAUGGAGACGGCACUCCGGCGAAGGCGGCGGCGGCGAGGGAUCCGUCAUGGGAUCCACUCCUAGCACGAGAGGGAGAGCCAGCCGUCGGCAGAGACCCCCCUCUCUUUCGGAGGGGGGCGCCCUUUUCCCGGGGCUGCCCCGGAGGAGGGAGGCGAUCUCCACCUUGGAGUCACCCUAAAAAGAAGAGGAGGAGAUACCCAGUUGUUGUUUUUUAAUUUUCCCUUUUUUUGGAACCGCUGGCGGGGCUCGAACCCGCCGCCACCGCCGCCCCGUCGGAUUGACAGCCGCGCCGUCCGGCCGGAGAGCGGCGGGAUCCGCAGCGCAUCUUCGCUGGGACGCCUUGACCUGGGAGGGCGUGGAAGGAGAGGAGGGAGAGAGAGAGAGAGAGGAGGGGGCGCCCCCCUCGCCCCCCAGAAACCCCUCGCCCCCUUAGUCCUGCUCGCCUCCGGAUGGGGCAGGCAUGGCCGCCUUAGCCAGCUCCUUGAUCCGGCAGAAACGGGAGAUCCGCGACCCGGUGGCCAGCCGGCCCGUCUCCACGCAGAGGAAGGUUUGCCCUCGAGGGACCAAGUCUUUAUGCCAGAAGCAACUGCUCAUUUUAAUCUCCAAAGUCAGACUGUGCGGGGGGAGAAAGGGGCGGCUGGAGAAAACGCCCGAGCCACAGCUGAAAGGCAUCGUCACCAAACUCUUCUGCAGGCACGGCUAUUAUCUCCAGGUCCACCCCGACGGCAGUAUUGACGGCACCAGAGAGGACACCAACGGCUUCACCCUCUUCAACCUGAUUCCCGUGGGACUACGCGUGGUCGCUAUCCAGAGCACCAAAUCGGGCCAGUACGUCGCCAUGAACGCCGAGGGCUACCUCUAUACCUCUACUCACUUCACCGCCGAGUGCCGUUUCAAGGAGUGCGUCUUUGAGAACUAUUACGUCAUGUAUUCCUCCACGCUCUACCGGCAGAGGGAGUCUGGGCGGUCGUGGUACCUGGGCAUCAACAAAGACGGGCAGGUGAUGAAGGGAAACCGAGUCAAGAAGACCAAAGCCGCCGCCCACUUCCUGCCCAAACUGCUGGAAGUGGCCUUGUAUCGCGAGCCUUCCUUACACAACGUGGUGGAGCCGGUCCUGGCGAAGAAGGCAGAGGAGGCCGGUGCCGCCGCCGCGCCCGUCAAAGAGAUCUCCAAGGCGGAAGCCACGUAGCCCCGAGGAAUGGGGGGGGUGCCCCUUCUCCUCCACCCCCCAUUCCUCCCCCGUGCAAGCCGCCUGCACACACUACCACCCCACACCUCCGAGACGGCCGCCGGCCAAGAAACAGCUUCCCAAACACACCUUCACGGAUCUUCCAUCUUCUCUCAGGAUGUGUCUCCCCUCCUCUCUCGCUGUCUUCCGCCUCUGCGGGACUUUGGACCCGGACAGGAUCCGGCCGGGAAAGGAGGAGGUCCGUCGUCGGCCGCCAACUUGGACGAGGGGGGGAAAAACAAGUCUUCCGUUUUGCACUUACAGGUGCAAUACGGCCUCCGGCCACACGGGGGUGACAUUGCGACGCCGGGAUUUUUCUUCUUCUUCCAAACUGUGACAAAUCCACUGUGUAUGGGGCUUCCGGCUUCCCUAUUGCAGAAGUUGUUGCGUCUCGUCAGGGAUAAAAGCGGCGUUUUUUGCAACCCAACCGAUCCACAGCAGUCUUCCAAAAUGGCGCAACGUCUUCGCCAAGGUGGACGGCACAACUUCAGGGAGAAGGAGAGCGGCAAGUGUUUUCAAAAAAAAGUGUGUCGACGUUCUUCUAACAGCCAAUGGAAAACGACACAGUUUCCUACUCUGGGGGGUGGGGUUUGGAGGGGGGGUUUCGAUUUCGUGACAACUGUGCUAUCCCCUUUUCCGCCAUCGGAGGGCGACAUUCUCCAAUCUGGAAUUGCUGCGGGAUGUAUAUAAUUUCACCGCUGGUCUUUUGGGAUUUGUGAAUAACCGCGGCAGGUGGUUAUAUGGGGGUCGGGCGGGGGGGGCCCGAAUUGACUCUUGGUUUAACCAGUUCAGGUAGCUGAGACUGUCUUCUGCCUCCAGAAGGCCCCAGGAUGUAAAAACUGGGGAGAAACCUUCAAAGCAAAACCAUCUAAACACUAUUAAGUGGAAUCUUUUUCUUCGUUUGUGGGUACUUUUUUAAAAUGAAAAACGUAAUGACUGUCCGUCCCCACAAAAAAACAAAACAAAAAUUGCAAUGCCAGUUCCGGACACUCGUGAUGCAAAGGGCUACCCUGUGUUCUGGAGCAAGAAGACUGUAUUUCUGAUUUCAGCCACCGGGGGCCGACAUUGCGCUAUCAGGAACCAAGAACAUUUUGCAGCCUGCGAAACUAACAAGUGUCAUACCCACCUCCGGCCACCGGAUGGCAGCAUUGCGUUCACGCCAAGGGGCGUUUUCCCAGCUUCCACUGCAAAAGAAGAAAAUGCAAUAACCAUAUUUGGCCACUGAGUGGCGACACUGUCAUACUGGCCUGCGGGGGUGGAGAUCGCAAUCUGGACACCCCCCAAAAAACAUAAUUUGCAACAUCUUGAUGAUCUUCCCAGCGCAUGGACCUUAUUGGGGAACAAAUAGCCAAUAACUCGGGGGAGGGUGCAUGCCAUAAAACUCUGCGCCCGCCCCCCCAAAAAAAACCCACCACCAUUUUGACACCCCCAACCCUGAUUCCUCCUCCUGCAUCCCAGAGCCAAGAUUCGCCAUACUCCAAUCCAGGCCAUAAAUGAACGAGACUGAGGGGGGUUGGGGGGGUAAGCCAAUUCGAACCCGUGUUCUGCGAGGGGGCAGCAUUU
Podarcis muralis (Common wall lizard) is the source of this 2835-nucleotide messenger RNA. It is a transcript of the gene FGF11, whose product is annotated as fibroblast growth factor 11. Lineage: Eukaryota; Metazoa; Chordata; Lepidosauria; Squamata; Lacertidae. The record is from RefSeq and is a predicted model, not a curated record. Gene Ontology annotation, molecular function: growth factor activity.